AUGCUUUGGCCUCUGUUCCUCCUCACCUUUACAUACGAUUUCACGCUAACUCCAGCCAGGCUGCUCCUGAAUGAGCUCUUUCCUACUUAUGAAAUAUCAGAACGCCCAGGCUCAAAUGAUACCGCCACUGUCGUUACCAUUAUUCCUAACCAGCUAGUGCUUCUAUAUAUGGAUCAGCAGCAGGAAACAAUACAGUUUCUGGCAGAAUUCAUCCUGUCAUGGGUAGAUCCACAAUUGGCUUGGGAAAGAAAUACUACAAUCUAUAGUGAAGCAUGGAUCAAAACUCCUGAAAUGAGUGUUUGGACUCCGGAUAUCAUAUUCACCGAAGCAAUGAAACUCGAGGAAGUGCUAGAGGCCGAGGAAAGGAUGGCCGAUAUUCGUUAUGAUGGUACAGUCCGGAUAUCCAAUCCUGCAGUUGUCACUCAUCCUUGUCCGCUACGGAUCGACUCGUUUCCUUAUGACGUACAAGUGCUAUCGAAGGAGGUCACCAGAACCCGCCGUCAAGCUAGGGGAUGCUGCGGAUGCGGUGUUUCCGCCAGAGGAGCACCAGGACCACCAGGACAAGCUGGACAGCCCGGAGGGGAUGGACGACCUGGCCAGCCAGGAAGAAACGGCCCUGACGGACCACCGGCAACUCCGGCUCCACAAGUCAACCCAUGCUUCAAUUGUCCCGCUGGACCUCCAGGACGCCCAGGAAACGCAGGACGCCGUGGUGCGCCAGGAAACAGAGGAUCAGAUGGACGUCCUGGAGGACCAGGAAGUCCUGGAGGCCGAGGAGCUCCUGGACCACAAGGUCCUCCCGGAAACGCUGGACGACCAGGAAACCGAGGCUCACCUGGAACACCCGGACGAGUCAUCCCAUCAGCAGGUAACCGAGGACCUCCCGGACCCCCUGGACCAGCAGGACCACCUGGAAGAAACGGUAAUCCUGGAGGCCGAGGAAACCCAGGAACGCCUGGUGGGCGUGGCCCUCCUGGAGACAAUGGAAGAGCUGGAGCUCCCGGACGACCUGGCGCACCUGGACAGAGAGGACAAGACGGAAACACUGGUGCCAGGGGAAGCUGCGACCACUGCCCGCCACCUCGUACUGCACCAGGCUAUUGA
Cylicocyclus nassatus is the source of this 1104-nucleotide messenger RNA. The record is from the annotation of a GenBank genome assembly. Lineage: Eukaryota; Metazoa; Nematoda; Chromadorea; Rhabditida; Strongylidae.